UAUCUCAAAUAUUAGUGGUCGAAUAUGUGUAGCUAAUAAAAGUUUUGUUGCAUUUCAAUCAUUUACUUAAUCUGUGUGAAAAUGUCGGAAUAAUAUCAAUAGAUUUUAACAUUUGAUAAGUAAUGUUUUAUUUUUUUUAUAAAAAUAUUCGAACUAAAUUUGGUUAAGUUUUUUUAAUACCCAAAUUUUUUUCUACCCAAUUUUUAUAUCUCAACUAAUUAUUAUGUCUAUUUUAAUACACAAACUUUUGAUACGGUCUUUCUUUUUAAUAUCCAAAUUAUGUUAUUAAUUUUCAAAUAAAAUUUUAAAAAUCUCUAAAAUUCACAAAAUAAUGUGAAAGAUUCUAAUUUUAUUUUAAUCCUUAGAAAUAGAAGUAAUUAAAUUAUGGAUAAUCUUAAAUUGUGUAAUAAUUUUUUAAGAAUUAAAUAUGAAAUUUGGUUUAUUUUUGGAAAUAGAAAAUAAAUUUAUUUUCUUUUCCUUCGAAAUUGAUUUUUUAUAAAUUUAUAAUUUUCUCCAUAAUUUAGUUACUUUCUUUGCUAUAACUUAAAAUAAAAGCGGAAAUUUUAAAGAUUUUGGAGGUUUUUUAAAAUUUUGUUUGAUACUUAUUAAUACUUUUGAUUAAAAUAAACAAAGUUUGGGUACUAAUUGAACAUAGUUUUAAAAGUUUGUGUAUUAAAAUAGGUAAAAUAAUUAGUUGACGUAUUAAAGUGGGUAACAAAAAAAUUAGUUGAGGUAUUAAUAGUAUACAUAAUUAUAUUAUUUUAUAUUUAUAUUAAAUAUAAAAAUAAUCUAAAAGGUUACUUAAUUUUUUUUUAAUUAUUUCAACCUGUUUCAUUACGAAGUUUUAAUAAAAUAUCUGUAAUUUGUUUGGUAAAUUUGUGAUAUAUACUUAUUUGAUAAAUUAUUAAUCAUAAAAUUUAUUUGAUGUUAGUUUAUUAACUCUACAUUUUAUUUAUAUAAAAAUAUUUGAUUUCAAUUUAACCCAUAAUUUUGCAUAUAUAAUUAUAUGUUCUCAAGAAUAAAAACAAUUUAAGAAUAAGAAUCUAAUAUUUAUUAAUUUUAAGGGAAUGCAGUUUUUUUAUUAUUAAAAUACAAACAAAAUAAUCUAUUAAUUUAAUUAAUUUUAUAUUAAAUGAUUUUCUUGUAGUGUCUAAACUCGAAAGUAGUUAUAUUUUUAACUUUUUUAUAAAAUAUUUGAGUGGUUUUAAAUCAACUAAUUUAAAAGAAGAGAAAUCAAAGAUUAAUAAAAAGGUAGGACCUAAUUUUUUAUAUUGUUUGGACACAAGAUUAGUUAUUGUGUUGUUUGGAAACACAUUUAGUAGUAUAGUGUUAUUUACCAUAAUUAGAAUAGUGAAUUUAACUAUAUAGUAGAAUAGUGUAUUUGAUUUAAAAACUAACAAAAAAAGUUUGGGUCAAUGAGAAUGAUUUUGUUUUAAUAAGAGACGUCUCACUCUUAUGUUGGACCUUGUGCAGCUUAAAAAAUAUACAUGUGGUCUAAAAAAAUGGGCCCUAAUAUUUUAGAAAAAGACACUAAACUCUAACUAAAAUUUGCAAAAAAAAUAUAUAGGCUAUGUGCAAAUGUGCCUUGGGCACAUGCCCAGACGGGGCUAAAGAGAGAUGAUAUUAUAUGUUUGGCUAAGAAAACCUCGUUGCAAGCGUUUCAUAAUGUUAUGGUAUCAUGAGGAAUGGAGAGCUCUAAAUCUCUCUUAAUGAUAGAGAAGAGUGGAAACUUGAAGGAGUCUUCAAGGAUGCCAUUAACUUUGUCAUCUGGUCGAUCAAGUUGAUCCACUGUUUAAGAGGGUUUUCAAGAAGCAAUCUGUAGAAUUUUGUUACAUUAAGAAAAGAAAAAAGAUAUUUCGGUGUAUAUAUAUUAUAGUGGACAUGAACUGUUAAACCUAUCUUAGCUCCGAUAGUAUUCCCCUGAUAUGGUUGUUUAACUUUGAACUAGAUUCAUGUGAUUUCAAAGCUCAGAAUUAGUUUGGAUAGACAAAAAAAAAAUUAUUUAAUGAAAAUUAAAUUUAUAUUUAUAUUUUUUGUGCAGGAUUGUAUCUUAUUCACGUCAAACACAAUGAAUAUUAAAAAAUAUAUUCUAUACUUCUACAUUUAAUCAAACAUACCUUAUGAAUGUAGAUGGGUCUCCGAUUGUAUUCAGCGAAUUAAAUAUAAUCUAACAAGUCCACAGUUUUGAUAAAACGAAAAAUAAUUGCAACCGCCUUUCGGUUGUAUAAUUAUUGAAAUAAAGCAAAACUGUUAUUUGGUUUUAUAUUUUGAUUGGAUUUUCAAUACUUAUUUGAACUUAUCUUUUACAAUUACUUACCUUUUUCAUUAUAGUAAUUUUUAUGAUCAUAUAUUAUGCUGAUGAUGUAUUUUUGACAUUUAGAAUAGUGUCAAAUUCAUGGCAAGUCAUCUUAUUGACUUCCUAGAAAAUGUUUUGUUUGUUCGUGAACUGGACCUUGACUCAAUCAAUUCCUCUUUUUUCUGCUAAAAACCUUGGGUCAAUUUGCGUAAAGCAAGUAACAAAACUCCAGUCAUUUAGGAGUAAACUUGGUUUAAAAAAAUUCUAAAAACAUGAAAAUAAUUCGUUUAUUUAAUUUGUUUAAGAACGUAACAAACUCCAUGUGUUCCCCAAUUUUUCUGAGAGAUAAAUGCUAUUGUACGUUAAUUUUCUUUAAGAAAAAUCAAAUGAUAUCUCUAAGUCACUAUUAGCCAACGCUAACAACCUUUAUUAAAGGAGAGUUGUUGUCAUCUUAAGGCAUUUAAUUUGUUUUUCCUCAUUAUCAUGAAAGGCCAAUUAAACCUAACUCUAUCUCUAUAUAUAAGAAAGAAACAAAGAAAUGCUUCUUCAGUUAUAGUUUGCCAUAUUGUUAGAUAUUCACCUAGCUCUCGGUGUUGUGCGAGUUAAAGACGUACUUCCUUGCAGGUUGAUUAAAAGAGAGAAAGUACAAAACACUAAUCCUUCAAACAUAAAUGACAAAAGGUGUUUCUAGUUUUUCUUCAUCGAAAGUGUUUCUUCGGCUUGUUCUCGUUCUUGACACAACUUCUUCUCCUUCUCCGGAGAUUGAUCUGCGAAAAAGAUACCUUAAAUGGCCGCUAUGGAUCCGAGAAAUAAUGGUUACGUUGCUCCGCUAAAUGAUAAGGAGAGAGAUGAAGAUAUUGAAGUUGGUGAGGUGGUAGAGGUUCAAGAUAACCAAAGUGUGGCAUCUCUCAAGUCCAACGAUUCUGACCUUAAGAAGAAGACUAAUGAUGGUGAUACAAAGGAGAAAGGUGGCUGGACUAACGCACUCAUUUUGCUAGGAAACCAAGGACUAGCGACAUUGGCCUUCUUUGGUGUGGGAGUUAACCUGGUUCUGUUCCUAACGCGUGUUAUGGGACAAGGCAAUGCAGAAGCUGCAAACAACGUAAGCAAGUGGACAGGAACAGUAUACAUGUUUUCACUUGUGGGUGCAUUUCUCAGCGACUCUUAUUGGGGUCGUUAUUUGACAUGCACUAUCUUCCAAAUCAUCUUCGUCCUUGGUGUGAGCCUCCUCUCUUUCACUUCUUGGUUUUUCUUGAUCAAACCUAAAGGUUGUGGCGAUGGAAACUUUACAUGCGACCCUCCCUCUUCCCUCGGCGUUGGCAUCUUUUAUUUAUCCGUUUAUCUAGUAGCCUUUGGAUACGGAGGUCACCAGCCAACGUUGGCUACUUUCGGUGCAGACCAGUUUGGUGAUAAUGAUAAAACCUCCAAAGCUGCGUUUUUCAGCUACUUUUACUUUGCACUCAACGUUGGAUCUCUCUUUUCAAACACAAUCCUUGUUUACUUUGAGGAUAAAGGGUUGUGGACUUUAGGGUUUUUGGUGUCACUAGGCGCUGCCAUUAUCGCAUUGGCAGCCUUUCUCGGCCCUACAAAACGUUAUCGUUACGUCAAGCCCUGUGGGAAUCCGUUGCCACGCGUGGCGCAGGUGUUCGUGGCUACUGCUCGGAAGUGGAGUGUUGUUAGGCCUGAAAACCACCAGGAGUUGUAUGAAGUCGAAGGUCCUGAAUCUGCCAUUAAAGGAAGUAGAAAGAUAUUUCACAGUUCCAAGUUUCUCUUCUUGGAUAGAGCAGCAGUUAUAACAGAUGAUGACAGGAGCGGGACAAGGAACAACGCAUGGAGGUUAUGCAGUGUAACACAAGUAGAAGAAGCAAAAUGUGUGAUGAAGAUGCUCCCUAUAUGGCUAUGCACUAUAAUCUACUCAGUGAUCUUCACACAAAUGGCAUCAUUGUUCGUUGAGCAAGGUGACGUGAUGAAUGCAUCCAUCGGCAAAUUCCACAUCCCCGCGGCGAGCAUGUCAGUCUUCGACAUAUGCAGCGUCCUAAUAUCAACAGGAAUCUACCGCCACGUUAUAUUCCCAUACGUGAGACCCACGGAACUUAUGCGGAUGGGUAUAGGUCUAAUCAUAGGGAUAAUGGCAAUGGUGGCCGCAGGAUUAACAGAGAUCCAACGGCUUAGACGUAUCGUCCCUGGUCAAGCGGAGAGUGAGCUCACCAUUCUAUGGCAAAUUCCACAGUAUGUUCUUGUGGGAGCGAGUGAGGUGUUCAUGUACGUUGGACAGUUAGAGUUCUUCAACGGACAGUCACCAGAUGGUUUAAAGAACUUAGGAAGCUCGUUGUGCAUGGCUUCGAUGGCGUUAGGUAACUAUGUGAGUAGUAUGAUGGUGAAUAUUGUUAUGGCUAUAACCGCGAGAGGGAAGAGCCAUGGGUGGAUACCUGAGGAUCUAAAUGAAGGUCAUAUGGAUCGGUUUUAUUUUCUGAUUGCGAUAUUAGCUGCUAUUGAUUUCGUGUUUUAUUUGGUGUUUGCUAAGUGGUACCAACCCAUAAGCCAUGAUGAAGAUAGCAUCAAGGGAACUGGUGUGAAGAGGAAGGCUAUCUCAGAGUUAGACCAAGUUUAAUUUUUCUUUUCUAUUUAGUUUUUUUUUAGCUACAAGUCAUCUUUUGAGGGUUUUUUUUUCUAGUCGAAUAAUUGGUAGGGAACAAUCUUUGUUAGGGAUAAUGAAUAAUAAUAUAUUGUUGAUACCUGAUUCUUCUUUUCAAGAAAAUAUUUUGUUAUUUUUAUUCUAAAUAUUAUUCUAUUACUCAAGAUUUGAAGUGGUUUGGUAAACAAAACCGUAAUAAAACAAUUAAAAUUAGUUUAUAUUCAAAAUUCUAGCAGGUUGUUGACAAAGUGUAUUAAAAUUAGUUUAUAUUCUAUUACUCAAGACUUGACCCUCUUCUGUUUAAUCAUGUGCA
Molecule: messenger RNA, 5244 nt
Organism: Brassica napus (rape)
Lineage: Eukaryota; Viridiplantae; Streptophyta; Magnoliopsida; Brassicales; Brassicaceae
Product: protein NRT1/ PTR FAMILY 7.1
Exons: 5
Coding region: 3084-4907 (607 amino acids)
Biological process (GO): transmembrane transport
Cellular component (GO): membrane
Molecular function (GO): transmembrane transporter activity
Source: RefSeq, a predicted model, not a curated record